Molecule: messenger RNA, 1809 nt
Organism: Parnassius apollo (apollo)
Lineage: Eukaryota; Metazoa; Arthropoda; Insecta; Lepidoptera; Papilionidae
Source: the annotation of a GenBank genome assembly
AUGACACACCUAUUAGCAGCGCAAUGUUUGAUCACUGAGAACUGGCCUGAGGAUGCAUUUGGCAGAAUUACAUAUGGUGAAAAUUUUGACUUUAUCAUUGUCGGUUCGGGAACAGCUGGUUCUAUCCUUGCUAAUAGAUUAACAGCAGUAGAAGACUGGAAAGUACUGGUGAUAGAAGCAGGUGAAGAUCCCCCUUUAGAAAGCAUUAUUCCAAAUUUUUCAACAGCAACUCACAGAAGCCGUCAUGCGUUCCAAUACUACACCGAACAAGACGAAACUAUCAACAGAGGUUGCGUGGAUCGUAGAUCAUUUUGGCCUCGAGGCAGAGUUAUUGGAGGCACCGGAAGUAUUAAUGGCCUGUUACAUAUGAAAGGAAGUGCUGGUGAUUACGAAACUUGGCAUUUUGAGGAAGAUAGUGGGUGGGAUUGGCCUACGAUAAAAUCAUACUUCAUGAAAAGCGAAAAAAUAGUCGACCCCUCCAUAUUAAGCAAUCCGGAACUUAGAAAUAAUUACGGCACUGAAGGUAAUUACGUUAUUGAUAAAUUAAAUUUUACCCAUUCUCAUAUUGUAGAUAAACUAACUCAAGGAUAUUUGGAAAUGGGUUUAAAGUACUUAGAAGAUCUUAAUGGACCUACUCAAAUGGGAGUUGGUAAAAUCAGAGGUGGCAAUUACAAAGGAAAACGAGUCAGUACUGCAACUUCCUUCUUAAAUGCGGCAAGAGAACGUAAAAAUUUAUAUGUGUUAAAAAAUACAAUUGCAACUAAUAUCAAGUUUGAUAAAAAUAAAAGGGCUGAAGGCGUGAAAGUGAUUUUAUCAAAUGGCGAUGGAACAACUUUCUACGCGAAAAAGGAAGUAAUCUUAAGUGCUGGGGCAAUCAGUACCCCCAUACUACUCAUGUUGUCUGGUGUUGGUCCAAGAGCUCACCUUGAAGAACUAAAUUUUAAAGUAAUUUCUAAUCUACCCGUUGGAGAAAACCUUCAAGAUCACGUAAGAAUUCCGGUUUUAGUAACCAUAAACACAAAAACCACACAAAAAGAUGAUACAUAUUGGCUUAAAGCGUCAGCUCAGUAUCUUGUAGAUCAAACAGGACCACAUGCGACAAACUAUGAUCAACCUAAUAUUAACGCUUUUCUCUCAGUACAGGAAGGCAAAAGUUUACCUGAUGUUCAAAUAGAUCAUAAUUACUUUGUGCCUAAUACAUCGUAUAUGUUUUCUAUGUGCACGGAUGUAUUAUCUUAUGAAGAAGAUAUAUGUAAGCAAUUUUCAGACAUAAACAGUAAACACGAAAUGCUUCUCUUUUAUGUAUCCUUAUGUCGGCCUUAUUCAAGAGGCAAAAUACUAUUACGGUCUGUUAAUGCGGUAGAUUUUCCAAAAAUUUACCCAAAUUAUUUCAAUGAUGAAAGGGAUAUUGAUAUAUUCAUAAAAAGUAUUAAAAAGGUAAUGCAAAUCGUGGAUACACCAAGCCUUAAAAGUAUUAACGCUAACAUACAAAGGAUCUAUUAUAAGGAUUGUGAUGAUUUUGAAAUGGCAAGCGAUGAGUAUUGGGAAUGUAUGGCUAGGACAAUUACAUUUAAUGUCUAUCAUCCUGUUGGAACAGCCAAAAUGGGGAAAAAAGGGGAUCCCACAGCUGUCGUAAAUAGUAAAUUGAAAGUGCAUGGAGUAAAAAAUCUAAGAGUUGUCGACGCUAGUAUAAUGCCAACUAUACCAGGUGUGAACACUAAUGCUGCUACGAUGAUGAUAGCAGAACGAGCAUCAGAUUUCAUCAAAAAUGAUCAUAUGCUCAAAGACGUGAAGAAAGAUGAAUUGUAA